Molecule: messenger RNA, 1058 nt
Organism: Pan troglodytes (chimpanzee)
Lineage: Eukaryota; Metazoa; Chordata; Mammalia; Primates; Hominidae
Gene: RSPH9
Product: radial spoke head component 9
Exons: 6
Coding region: 72-1037 (321 amino acids)
Biological process (GO): axoneme assembly; cilium movement involved in cell motility; motile cilium assembly
Cellular component (GO): radial spoke; axoneme
Source: RefSeq, a predicted model, not a curated record
GGAGCUUCAGGUCUCCAUGGAGGCGGCUUCUCCUAGCAACUCGACGGGCGUUGAGCGGAGCCGCUGACCUGAUGGACGCCGACAGCCUCCUGCUGUCUCUGGAGCUGGCGUCCGGCAGUGGGCAGGGCCUCAGCCCGGACCGUCGGGCCUCGCUGCUCACGUCUCUUAUGCUGGUUAAGCGCGACUACCGCUAUGAUCGGGUUCUCUUCUGGGGCCGCAUCCUUGGCCUCGUCGCCGAUUACUACAUCGCGCAGGGCCUGAGUGAGGACCAGCUCGCACCGCGCAAGACGCUCUAUAGCCUGAACUGCACAGAGUGGAGCCUCUUGCCCCCUGCCACAGAGGAGAUGGUGGCGCAGUCGUCUGUGGUGAAGGGCCGCUUCAUGGGGGACCCAUCAUAUGAAUAUGAACACACUGAGCUGCAGAAGGUGAAUGAAGGUGAAAAAGUCUUUGAAGAAGAAAUAGUGGUCCAGAUCAAGGAAGAGACCCGCUUGGUGUCUGUCAUUGAGCAGAUUGACAAGGCUGUGGCCAUCAUCCCCCGAGGCGCCCUCUUCAAGACCCCUUUUGGACCCACCCAUGUCAAUCGGACGUUUGAAGGACUGUCCUUGUCUGAGGCCAAGAAGCUCAGCUCCUACUUCCAUUUCAGGGAGCCUGUUGAGCUAAAGAAUAAGACCUUGCUUGAGAAGGCUGACCUGGACCCCUCCCUGGAUUUCAUGGACUCCUUGGAGCAUGACAUUCCCAAAGGGUCUGAGGCAGUUGUUCAGGGUGACUUCAUGUGGCUUCUGAGCAGGUGUGGUUUUGGUUGGCCCUGUUCCUGGGACUCCUGCUCUGUGUCCAUGAGGGUCCUGGAGCAUCCAGAUGGAGAGGGGCAAUGCCCUGGUGGUGCUGCGCAGCCUGCUCUGGCCGGGCCUCACCUUCUACCAUGCUCCCCACACCAAGAACUAUGGCUACAUCUACGUGGGCACUGGCGAGAAGAACAUGGACUUGCCCUUCAUGCUAUAGAAUGGGAGCCAGCCUGGAUGUUUUUAAACAGAGUCUAAACAUGAUUUUCUUAAGCUUCA